CUUCCUUAAUUGCACAGGUCAUUCUAUGAUGAUGGACAUCUUAGAAUUUACUUUAUGCUCAUACCAAACGCUGACAAUAAUUUACAUUGCAAAAUAAAUUACGGAAGCUUAUAAAUUUUUGUUGCAAUUAAUUAUCCCUUUUUUUCUUUUAAAUUUCUCCGACAAGAAAAUAAGUCUUAUAAACAAGCACAAAGGCGAACGGAGAAACUCCUAAUAUAUGGCAUUGACCCGGAGAACUACGAUGUUACCCGAGAAGAGAAGAAGAUCCUGGGGACUGACUCACUAGUAAGAUGGUGAAGACAUGCCACUUCUCAUUUGCACACAAUGUACAGAGGACGCCCACCUCAACCACCGCACCGAUCAGUCACUCCACUUGUCUGUCACUCAUCGUCCUCUGCACUCGUUGAAAUGUGGAGAGAGUGCGUUUUCUCUACUUGGUUUGCUUCAUUGACUGACGUUUUGCAUGUAACAAAAGAGUUUUACAUGUGGACAUCCUUAGUAUACGUGCUCAAUGAAUCUUUUACAAAUGAAUGCCUGCCGAUUGCAUUUGUAGAUCGACAACAAUACAAGUCCUGAAGGAAUAAUGUUUACAAAAUCGGUACUGUGAGUGCC
Messenger RNA from Nezara viridula (southern green stink bug), 612 nucleotides. The record is from the annotation of a GenBank genome assembly. Lineage: Eukaryota; Metazoa; Arthropoda; Insecta; Hemiptera; Pentatomidae.